UCGAAGUUUUGAUAAAGAUUGUAGAAAAAAACCUAACCUCUCGUUGUUUUUCAAGUUUGUCAUAUUUUUCUGCAAGAAUUAUUACGAAUUUACGCGUGAAAAUUGAUCAUUUCAAGAGUUGAUGUUUUGGCAAGACAAUACGUGAAGUGCUCAAUAACGAAGGGUUCAGAUAUCAACAGCGUUAUCGUUCCAUGAUAGAACGUAAACAAUCAUUUAAUCUGCACCAUUGAGGGCACGAUAGCCACACUAGUGAUCGAAAUAGGCGCAAUGCAGAAUAAUUUAUAUUAAACUAAGGUGAUUAAGAACAAAUAAGUUUUAACUGUUCGCAACACUACAUUUCCGAAGUGUAGUGACCCCGCCCUCAAAGAUUCUUCUGAAGACGAUAAUGUUCUUGUUCUAUACGUAAAAUUGAUGGUGCGGCGAUAAACAUUCAUAUACGGAUUACUCACUACGCUGCUUCAAUACUAAGCAUUGAAGUCCUAAUCUCGAAACUAAAGGAACUUUGAAAAUCAAAAAAUUUAAACAUGAUUGAAACAACAGACAAGGAGAAUGAUAGUGUGGUAGAGGAAGAAGACGAUUCAAAACUUCCGAUUAGUUUUAUAUAUGCCAGACAUUUGGGAAAGAUCGAAGGUAUUAAUUGUAUUACACAGAGCUGGCGAGUGAAAGAGCGCAUGAAAACUGUCAGUGUGGCGUUAGUGCUUUGUCUGAAUCUUGGCGUUGACCCACCGGAUGUUGUGAAAAUACAUCCAUGCUCUAGGUUGGAAUGCUGGAUUGAUCCCGCUGCAAUGUCUGGUCAGAAAGCAAUGGAAUUGAUAGCUAGCAACCUUCAAAAGCAAUAUGAACGCUGGCAACCACGAGCCCGUUACAAACACUCCCUCGAUCCAACGGUUGAGGAUGUCAAAAAGCUCUGCACUUCCUUGCGCAGGAAUUCAAAAGAAGAGCGCGUACUGUUCCAUUACAAUGGACAUGGUGUUCCUAGACCAACGGUCAAUGGCGAAAUUUGGGUCUUCAAUAGGACCUACACCCAGUAUAUCCCUUUGUCGAUAUACGAUUUACAAACGUGGAUGGGGGCACCAUCUAUUUAUGUGUACGACUGUUCGAACGCGGGUAUUAUUGUAAAUAGUUUCAACACAUUUGCCGAGCAGCACGAAAAAGAGUUAGAACAGAUGCGUGCACGAAGCGGCAGCACAACUGGUCAGUCAGAUCAGGAAGCCAACCGUAACUCUCCAUCGCCUCCAGUCCUUGGAGCCACUACCUACAAGAAUUGUAUACAACUAGCAGCCUGUGCCGCCAACCAAAUUCUACCGAUGAAUCCGCAGCUACCGGCUGAUCUAUUCACGUCUUGCUUAACAACACCAAUACGGAUAGCACUUAAAUGGUUUAUAUUGCAAUCCACUUCCAGUUUGGUUCCACAUGUUACAGAGGAUUUGAUCGAUCGCAUUCCUGGUCAACUGAAUGAUCGCCGCACGAUGCUAGGCGAAUUGAAUUGGAUUUUCACGGCCAUAACAGAUACCAUUGCAUGGAAUACAUUACCAAGGGAUUUAUUUCAAAAACUUUUUCGACAAGACUUGCUUGUAGCAAGUCUAUUCAGAAAUUUUCUGCUAGCGGAACGAAUUCUUCGAUCCUAUGACUGCACACCAAUCUCGAGCCCUCCUCUUCCACAGAGCUAUCGACAUCCAAUGUGGUCCGCGUGGGAUCUGGCAUUGGAUCUGGCACUUUCACAGCUGCCUGAUAUCCUAGAUAAAGGCAAACGAUUUAAACAUUCGCCAUUCUUCGAAGAGCAGCUGACGGCUUUCCAGGUAUGGCUGGAAGGCAGUUCCGAGCAACGUAGUCCACCAGAACAACUACCGAUCGUGUUACAGGUUCUUUUGUCUCAAGUUCACCGAUUACGUGCCUUGGAGUUAUUGGGUCAUUUUCUUGAUCUAGGUCCAUGGGCGGUUAAUUUGGCACUUAGCGUUGGUAUAUUUCCCUAUGUAUUGAAAUUGCUCCAAAGUUUAGCAAAGGAACUACGGCCUUUCUUAGUGUUCAUUUGGGCCAAAAUCCUCGCAGUUGAUGGGACUUGUCAAGUAGAUUUAAUACGCGAUCAUGGUCACAAAUACUUUUUGGCUGCUUUACAAGAUACAUCCCCUUGUCCAGGAUUCAAGGGUAACCAUAGAGUUUAUGCGGCAUUCGUUCUGGCAAGUAUAGUUCACAAGUUUGCCAUUGGCCAGGCGAAUGCAAUGCAAGGACAACUGGUGUCAAUCUGUUUGGACCAACUCAAUGAUUCAAAUCCGGUUUUAAGACAGUGGCUUGCAAUAUGUCUGGGUCACCUCUGGCAGAAUUAUGAACAAGCACGUUGGUCUGGAGUGCGUGAUAAUGCAAAUGAAAAGCUUUACCCGCUGUUAAGCGAUCCUAUUCCAGAAGUGCGAGCAGCCGCUGUAUACGCUCUUGGAACAUUUAUAAGUUCUGUUACACAACGAUCGGAUCACGCGAACAAUAUAGACCGGUCAACCGCAAUGCAUUUGUAUGCCACCGUAUGUAACGACAUGAGUCCGCUGGUCCGAAUGGAAUUGAUAGCUUCGUUGCAGUGGAUGGUUCGAUUUUUCGAGAGUCAGUUUGUUACGGUGUUCUUGCAAGAAUCAACUACAAGCCAUAAUCUGUUCAACCAUCACUACCAUAGUUUGGAGCGUAACAUGAAUUUGAAGCGUAAUAGCAGUACAAGCAAUAUUAUCAAUGUAGGAAAGAAUGCAGCUACUGUGGGAUCCAUUUAUCAGAAGCUGUGGAAUGGAUUGAAUGCCCUGGCUAAGGAUCCGUUUCCUGCUGUGGCUCAGAUGGCUCAAAAAGUGGUUGAAUAUGUGGGAAAGCAAGGUUAUGAAAUAGCCAAAGAAGCUACCACUUCGGAGAAAAGUGCCGGUAGUAUGAGUUUACCGCCUUCACCGAACACCAGAAUCAACUAUUUAGGAGGGGAAUCACCUCCGACACACAACCAUCUUACCCAAGCAACGGCCCAUCUUACACCGGUACCCAACAAGAAGAAACUUCAUCAAAUCAGUGACAGUUCAGAAUUUGCAGCGUGCUCUACACAACAACAGCAGCCACAGUCGAUAAUCAUUUCAAACCACGGCUCGCCACAGAUCCAAACUAUUCAGUCCGAUCAAAUGCCUCCCCAGUCAGCAUCCAAUGUUAAUCCUCAACAGUCACAAAGUCAGGGUCAGCCUCAGGCUUCCAAUUCUCAACCCCAAAUGCAACAGCAGCAACUCGCAACUCCUAUCGUAACUACGAAUUAUAUUGAAUGGUCGGUAAGCUUCUUUGCGCGACCAUCCAAGUUUUUAAACGAAGCAAAGCUCAAAAACGUCAGUGAUCAAAAUUCAACAGAAUUUCUUGAUCGUCAAUCCAGAUGUUUGCGAAAUCGGAUUGUGCGUGAGGAAGGUCGAGAACAACAACGACGUGCAGUUUUCGGUCGAUUAGAUACCCAGAGCUGGUCUUGUCGAACGCAGCAUACUCCGACGAUGGUUAAGUUGAAUCCUUACGAUGACCAGAUCGCAGUUGCUUACAAGGAUCGCGUUAUUCUUCAGGACUGGAGCACGGAUUUGACAAGCUCGUUUAUUCCGUUCAAACAGCAACCUCAUGUGCAUUACCAGUCGAUUUUCCUUGAUCAGAAUCGGUUUCAAAUGACUCCUUCUACAAUAGCGGUAUCUUCACUAGAUUUUGUGAAUGCCCAUGAUGUUGGGCUUGUAUUGGUUGGUUACAGUGAUAGUGUCAUUCGUGUUUGGCGCCCAGCGGAAGCCAAUCGGGAAUCGUCGUUGGUUACGGCGUGGCAUGGUUUAUUUGAUUUCAAUUCACCUACAACUGCAAAAGUAGGUACCAGUGAAUUGGGAUUGGUGAUGGCAUGGCAUCAAAAAACCCAAACAAUAAUGGCGGCUGGAGAAGCCAAAUACAUUCGCUUGUGGGAUGCAGAGCGAGAAUCAAAAAUCUGUGAUAUUAGCAGUGGAUCCGAUGCGACGAUUAUAAAACUAUCAUGUGCACCAAAUGGAAUAUUCGCUGCCGGAUGCAAUGACGGGAGUGUACGACUGUUUGAUCGCAGGUGCUCUCCGGCCGAGGCACGAUUUGCUACAUUCCGAGAGCAUAUGAAUCCGAUACUAACUGUUUGCUUACGAGAUGACUGCGAAAGUUUAGUCUCAGCUUGUACCACUUCGACUGUGCGAUUAUAUGACAUCCGUAAAACAUCUACGUCUGUACAGCAUUGGAGUGCAGGUUCUGAUGUUUCAGCGAUGAGCAUUCACUCGAGUGCCGAUAUUGUGGCCUGUGCAACUAGCGUGAUCACCAUUUACGGUCUGGAUGGUACUAACUUGAAUACAAUUCGGUGCAAUGAAGGAUUUAUGGGUACGAAGAAAGGCGUAACAUCGUGUUUAUCGUUUCAUAAGCAUAAAAUAAGUUUGGCAGCUGGAUUCAAUGAUAACACAGCGGCCGUAUUUGUUACCGAUCGAAAGUGAACCAUCGCAGUUCAUAUUCCGUCGCUUUACCGAAGCCGCUCAUAUUAGUUUUAGACAGCCACAACAGCAGUCAGCCCUUAGCAGCAGCAGCAGUGCAGCGGAUACCAAUGGCAGCGGAUAGCGACCGCAGCUGUGGUAACGGAUAGCAGCAUCGAUAGAAGCAGGGCCAGCUGAUGCAGUGGGGUACUUCCUUUAGUGAAAUGCUGUCUUUGUGCAAUAGCGGGCAGUAGUGAAUGCAUCCAAUAAAAAGUUUCCUCAUUUUGAAAACAAACCAAUGCUCUUGGAAGCUGGAGUUCAAAAUACAUGAGUCUUCUAGUUUUGAGUGUAACAGGUUUUCUCUGUGUUAUCUAUCACAACGAAUACCUUAUUUGCACUGUCAGUGAUAACGCAAAGAUGUGAUCGGCAUCUUAUCCGCUAUUGAGUUAAACAGCAAAUUAUCCUUUUCAGGAUGAAAUAAAUACCCAAUUGAAGAGUUAAUAUUUUCUCUCAAAUUAAUUUACACCUUCAAAUGUUGGAACAGUUAUAAAUUUGGCUGACCUUGUCUCAGAACAUACUAAAUUAUCUUUUCCUUUGAAAAAUUGUCAAGUCUAAUAUGACAAGCAACUAUAUUUUUGAAAAUGGUCAAUCCUUUUCGAUUGACCAGAUUGGCCGUUAUAUGAUUGCUUUCCCGAGCACGGUCGACAGAAUUAUAGACCUAGUAAUUCGGAAUGUACUAUUUGACCUAUAUAAGAACCUGUUUCAGCCGAAACUGAUCAUAUUAGUUCUAGACAGUGACUAUAACAAUCCUUACUUAACGGGAGUGGAUAGCAUCAGCAGCAGCAGUGCUAUCAGUAGCGAUGUUCCUCUAGUAAAGCUACCUUUGUGCAAUAGCGAGCAGCAUCAGUAGUAGUUACAUAAGCCUGCACUUUCUCCAAUGAAAAGUUGCCGUGUUUUACAACCCACAAACGUUUUGGAAUGCUGGCUUUCAAAGUAUAUGAGCCAUCAAAUUUUCUUUGUGAAAACAGUUUUCAACUGUAUUAUCAGAAAAAUGUCUUAAUCUCUUCUGUCGGCAGCACAUAAAUGCGAUCAACAUUAUAUCCGAUAUGAAAUUGAACAACAACAGUCCUUCUAAGGACAAUAAACAAAUUAUUGAUGAUUUAAUGUUUUCUCGUUUUGCUCUGGAAUUGAAAGUAAAAUGAUAUUUUAAUCUGCAUGCUGUUCAGUGAUGUAUGUGCAAACUAAAAUUCGGUAGCGCUUCAACUCCUUUUUUGCAUAAAAUUUUAAACAUAUUCAAUACGAGUAAUGCAACAAACAAUCUUACGUAGUUCUACGUCAACCAUGCGGUCGUGACUU
Wyeomyia smithii (pitcher-plant mosquito) is the source of this 5804-nucleotide messenger RNA. RefSeq names its product regulatory-associated protein of mTOR (gene raptor). The transcript has 5 exons. The coding region runs from base 525 to 4472 and encodes 1315 amino acids. Gene Ontology annotation, molecular function: protein binding; protein-macromolecule adaptor activity. Lineage: Eukaryota; Metazoa; Arthropoda; Insecta; Diptera; Culicidae. Gene Ontology annotation, biological process: regulation of autophagy; positive regulation of protein serine/threonine kinase activity; cellular response to amino acid stimulus. Gene Ontology annotation, cellular component: TORC1 complex; cytoplasm. The record is from RefSeq and is a predicted model, not a curated record.